Hemicordylus capensis (graceful crag lizard) is the source of this 10349-nucleotide messenger RNA. It is a transcript of the gene GFRA4, whose product is annotated as GDNF family receptor alpha 4. NCBI's taxonomy places the organism in Eukaryota, Metazoa, Chordata, Lepidosauria, Squamata, Cordylidae. Gene Ontology annotation, cellular component: external side of plasma membrane; signaling receptor complex. The record is from RefSeq and is a predicted model, not a curated record. Gene Ontology annotation, biological process: nervous system development. Gene Ontology annotation, molecular function: glial cell-derived neurotrophic factor receptor activity. The coding region runs from base 575 to 1867 and encodes 430 amino acids. The transcript has 8 exons.
AAAACGCUGCGCGUCCCUUCAGAAAGCGUGGCUGCUCCUGUCCCUUUAAGAAUGCUCCAGCUGUUGCCUGACCAGACAGAGAGAACCCAGCAUUUCGGAGCACAGAGCUUUGAAGGGCUGGAAGGAGGAAGGAAGCCAGGGCGCCGCUCCUGAGACUCCUCUGGCCGUUCUUCUGCUCCCGAGCAGACCUGCCGCUGAGCUCCACUCCGGCUGACCUGCCAGGGCAGCCGAUCUCCUGCCGGGAUCUCCAAGCGGUCCCCCCGCCCGCGCCAGAAGUUUGCAAAGGAGAAGCGGGGAGGGGCCCCGCUGGCUAGACUCGACCUCAAAGUUAGAGAGAGGGAUGAUGAAGAGCCACAGAAGCCCCGCGGAUCCGUCUUGAGGAGGCAGCCCGCCUGGACCUGAAACUAGGACUCGGUUCCCCGGGAGCGAUGCUUCGAGAUCAGGACCAAGGCUGGAUCCUGCCAAGCACGGGGGAUUCUUAAGGGGGGGUUCCAGGAGGCGGGCGCGCCAGCUGUCCUUUCCUGCGCCUUCGAGAGACUGCAAGAUCACAGGAGGGCCCGGGAUAUAAUUCAGGAUGAAGGGGACCUUGUGUUUUGUCACGCUGAUCCUGACAGAAAGCAUGACAGUCGUGGUCAGCGCAGCCCGGGACUGCCUGCAGGCCGGGGAAUCCUGCACCAACGACCCCAGCUGCAGCUCCAAAUUCCGGACCCUCCGGCAAUGUAUUGCCGGCAACGGUGCCAACAAGCUGGGGCCAGACGCCAAGAGCCAGUGCCAGAACACAGUGACAGCCCUUCUUUCCAGCCAGCUCUAUGGCUGCAAGUGCAAACGAGGCAUGAAGAAGGAGAAGCACUGCCUCAGUGUCUACUGGAGCAUCCACCAUACCUUGAUGGAAGGCAUGAAUGUUAUGGAGAGCUCCCCUUAUGAACCAUUUGUGAGGGGCUUCGACUACGUGAGGCUGGCUUCCAUCACGGCAGGUUCCGAGAAUGAAGUGACCCAGGUGAACCGCUGCCUGGAUGCUGCCAAGGCCUGCAAUGUGGACGAGAUGUGCCAGCGCCUCCGGACGGAAUACGUCUCCUCCUGCAUCCGACGCGUGGCCCGGGCGGACACCUGCAACCGCUCCAAGUGCCACAAGGCCUUACGCAAGUUCUUCGACCGCGUGCCUCCCGAGUACACGCACGAGCUCCUCUUCUGCCCCUGCGAGGACACCGCCUGUGCGGAGCGGCGGAGGCAGACCAUCGUGCCGGCCUGCUCUUACGAAGCCAAGGAGAAGCCCAACUGCCUGGCCCCGUUGGACUCCUGCCGGGGGAACUACGUGUGCAGAUCCCGUUAUGCUGAAUUCCAAUUUAACUGCCAGCCGUCCACACAGUCUGCCACAAGGUGUCGGACGGAGAACUACGCUGCCUGUCUGCUGGCCUUCACUGGAAUCAUAGGUAGCCCCAUCACCCCAAACUACAUUGACAACUCAACCUCUAACAUUGCCCCCUGGUGCACCUGCAAUGCGAGUGGAAACCGGCAGGCGGAGUGCGAGAGCUUCCUCCAUCUCUUCACGGAGAACCUCUGCCUCCAAAACGCCAUCCAGGCCUUCGGGAACGGGACACACCUGACCGCGGCCCUGAGCCCUUCCACGCCUCCGACCACGCAGAUGCGCAAGCAGGAGCGGAACGCCAACAAGGCAGCUGCCACCCUCCGAGAGAACAUCUUUGAACAGCUACAGCCCACAAAGAUAACUGCAGAGGAGAAGCUUCUACGAGAUGCCACCCACCUAGCAUCCAACGCGUCCAAUUCAGCACUGGCAUUGGCCAUUAACGGAUGGCUGGUUAUGUGCUACUCCACAACCACCAUUACAUUCCUGCUGGUAUCCAUGUGAUCGGGGGUCAACCCACACGCGAGAGCUGUGACUGAACUGCUCUUUCUUUCUUUACAACUUGGGGAGCAGGUGUGAAAGGUCCCACCAGCCUCUAUACCUUCCUCCUCUUCAGUUUUAUAAUUGGGGGUGGCGGGGGAGAGUGAAUGAAUUCAUCUCAUCAGCCUGUUCAUGAACACCCUUCUGGUGUGCUCAUCCAUGGAAGGAACCACUGAUCAGUCCCUUCAAGGGGUGAAAAAAAACCCAUGGUCAAUUCCUGGACCAGUGCCAAGGCCACAGUAAGAAUCAAUCCUUUUUGUGUUGGGGCAGGCCAAUAAAAGUUGCCUGCUUUGGCGUGUUGAAGCAGUCUUAUGAGCAACCCAAUGUGGAGAGGUCACAGCUUGCCCCCAUCUUGCUAAACCUUCCGAAAAUGGGUUGAGCUAGAAUAUUGCAAGGUCCAUUCCCUCUGUGGGUUGGAAUGGUCUUGAGAUAGCUCCAUGUUACCACUAUUGCCAAUUUCUAGCAAAGAUGGAAUUUCUCCCAUACUACUCAUCACCAGAUUAAUUUUUUAAAAAAGUUUAAGUUGUAUGAUUCGACCUUGAGAAUCGGGUGAUCCAAACUCAGAAUGGAAAAGGAAAGCCUGGAUAUUCCAGGUGGCCAAAAUAGCAAGAUCCACUCUUUUGCCACUUGGUGAAAAAUUGGAAAUGUGGAUUAUCUGUUGAGGAGUUGAGUUUGCUUUGAAAAGAGUUGCUGCUCCACCACUUUUCAUGAACUUUAAAUAAGCAACAGCACCAUCUGGAUAGAACCUCUGGCACAAAAUGGGGGUGGUAGGAAUCACCCAUUCUGAUGAGCAAGUUGUUGACUUGGUUCCAGUGUAGAACCUCCAGAAUGGGACACAACACAACUGGCACAAGGGGGUGGUUGUAUACGUACUCCAAAUAGGAUUGGGGCCCUGGUCUGUUUCUUUAGGUUGGAGUAUCCUCCUCAAUUUGAUUUUCUAAAGACUUGUGCUGAAGGCAGGCUUGAGCUGCGUCUUCACUGAAAUUCACAUUUUAGAGACUUUUGGAAUCCACCUAAGUGACUUUUCACAGUUUCAUUGUUCCAUGACCAUCAAGGACCCACCACCAGAGUAAUUUUAAGACAUGGUUGAGAUUUACCACCAAAAAUCCAUCGACAUAAUUUGGCUCAGAAAAGAGAAGGCAGAACAGAAAACCAAAACCUUGAUUUCAAACCUUUUGAUCUUCAGAAUUCCAGUUCCAGAUGGAUAUGUGAAAUGUGAUUUUUGCACAUACCAAUGUCAACCAACAAGCAUUCACUGAGAAAAACAGCAAUUUCUGCAAUCCAAGGCAGAGUUUCACCUUCGGGAUCGAAGGGCUGAUGCACACGUGAAUGUGUGUGAGACUAAUAACUCUCAGCCAAAUGUGUGAACUGUCAUCACUGAAAAGUAUUAUGUUUGCUUUGAGAUUGGGUGAUUUCAGAGGUUCGGACUAGGGGUGUGCACAAAACUGGCUGGCCCAGUUCGAUUCAAGUCUGAAUAGGACUGGGCCAGUUUGAUAUUGCCCCCCAUUGAACCAUUGGGCGGUUCACAAGUUAAAAAAAUUGUUUUGUAUUUACCUCCUCCAAGGGGCUUCUCCAAGGCCACAGGGGGGGUCCACGGAGGUUCUCCCUCCCCCCCCCCCCCGCUGGCCUUCCUUGUGGCAAAAAUCACCCAGUUUGGGCGUUCCUCAGCCCUUUCUAGGCCUUUGCCCCUCACGGUGGCCAUUUUGGAGGCUGCUGAAUAUGCGCAAUGGGCCUCUGCAUGCCUGGAUCAUUGGGGUGGUUCAGUUCGACCCCAAACUGUCAAACUGGUUUAAUGUAAAACCUGUUUGCACAUCCCUAGUUCAGACAGUGGUGACUGAUCAGUGGUGGCUGAUUCACAGAUAGACGCCAUCACUUGAUGCUACAGUCAAUACAUGAUGGCCCUGCAAAUGUGACGAGGGUCAAAGACUGCGGAUCCCAGCCACUCCCCAUCCUCUGCUUUGUGAUCUUGAUGGGAAAUGCAUAAAUGCAUUAUGCAUCCCAUUCAUAGUCAUGGCUGAUUCGGGUCAGUCAUUGGUAUGAUAUUCUGGGCAUGAUCCAUCACAUAGCUAAAUGACUUUAAGCCCAUUGACUGAGAGCCAGACUAAAUUACUCAUGAGGAGUCUCGUUAAUUUCAUGGGGAUAACUUAGUCAUGAAUAAUGUGGUCUGGAUGUCAGCCAUUGAAAUCAAUGGGCACUUAACUCUGUCUUGGAUUGUGGCCUUCCUUUCAUCGUGGGAUGCUUUUUUGAAGUAAUCAUGUGUUUACAUUCCAGAGCUCGUUGCAGCUCCAAAACCGAGCCACCUAUACAGUAAGUGGGGACUUUCCUCUUCUCUUCAAUGGCAGAAUGCCACUUGUGCACCAGAACCCCUGCAGGCACAAACUACAUGCUGGAUGGAGCAUAUACAUUUCGAAAAGCUAGAAACUGCUGAUGGGAUCACCUUGAGAGGAGUUACAGCAUGGAUCCAUUCCGGCAUUACAGUUAACCCAUGCAUACAGAACUACUUCAAGAAUCAUGGUGUAAGGAGAAAACAUUAGGCCAAUGCACACAAUCAAAAAUAGGGUCGGAGCCGCACACGCUCCCAGUAUUGUGUCGAUUAAAAACAAGGUUGGUGGUUCCUUCCGUGAUCAUGUGCUAAGCAGCAGCUGGUUGGAGGAAAGAGUUGUGGUCUGCAAGGACAAGGCCGUGGAGUGGAAUCAGGAAUAUUAAUAGUUUAAUGAAAUAGAUGUUGUGUACAGAGAGACAAGUGGGGACUGCUCUUGCUCCUGGCUGUUUGUUAGCCCCGCCUUUGCUCCAGGACUGGAAUAAAAGUAACCAAAGCACCAUUCAGAAGCUGGCCUGGAUCAAGGAAUGGAUUGACCAAAUACGCCACUGGUUGGAGGGCUUUUCCUCCUACCUCAUUCAGCAGCUGAGUACAGCCACUGGGCAGGAGAGAACCCUCUGCCCCAGCUGCUGCUCAGUGCAUGAUCGUGGGCGGUGCCUCUGACCUUGUUUUUAAGCAACAAUCAGCUGUGUGCACAAUUCACAAGCUAGAGUAGGAGGCUUCUCCUGCCCUAUUCUUGAUCAUGUGAACUGCCCAAUGAUGUUAGAACCAGCCAAUAGCUGGGUCUUAAUUUGCCUCCGACACUCCUUGCAAAUACUGCAUUUCUGUAGACAGGAUCAGUCCAAAGCAUCCUACUGCCCUAUUCAGGGGCAAGGCCCAAUCGGAAAGGUACACCCCAAAGAUCUUCUAGCUGUCUGUGCUGUUGGUGACUGAUGAGGAUUGGGAUCUUGAUGGGCAGUCAUUGAAAGUGUCAAUUCAAUGUGCAGCAGCUGUGAAAAAGGCCAAUUCCAUGCUAGGGAUCAUUAGGAAGGGGGCUGAAACUAAAAAUAUUCGUAUUAUAAUGCCCAUAUACAAAAUUAUGGUGAAGUCACAUCUGAAGUACUGUGUAUAGUUCUGGUCACCGUGUCUUAAGAAAGAUAUUGUAGAACUGGAGAAGGCGCAGAAGAGGGCAACCAAGAUGAUCAGGGGCCUGGAGCACCUUCCUUCCAAGACAAGGCUACAACACCUGGGGCUUUUUAGUUUGGGGGGGGGGAUGACUGAGGGGAUAUGAGAGAGGUCUAUAAAAUUAUGCAUGGUCUGAACAGAGACAUUUUUCUCCAUCUCUCACAACACUAGAACCAGGGGUCAUGCCAUGAAACUGAUUGCCAAGAAAUUUAGGACCGACAAAAGGAAGUACUUUUUCACACAACACAUAAUCAACCUAUGGAAUUUUCUGCUACAAGAUGUGGUGAUAGCCACCAACCUGGAUGCUAAGAAGGGCUUAGAUACAUUCAUGGAAGACAGGUCUAUCAAUAGCUACUAGUCUAUAGGCCACCUCCAUAGUUGGCUAUAGGCCACCUCCAGCCUCAGAGGCAAGAGGCCUCUGAAUACCAGUUGCAGCAGGAGAAGGGGCAUGCCCUCGCCUCUUGCCUGUGGGCUUCCCAGAGACAUCUGGUGGGCCACUCUGUGAAACAGAAUGACUAGAAAGGCCAAGGGCCUGGUCCAGCAGGCUGUUCUUAUCUUCUACAGUGUUGCAGAGGAUGCACUAAUCUAAAGAAUAUGUCACAGCAUCCUCUUCAACACUUGCAAGGGAUCAUGGGGUGCACCUCUCAGGUUACAUGCUGUUUCAUUCACACUCACAGAAACACUGUUGCUCCAAGUGGCAGUUUGGGGUGCUGGUUCCUUCCCUGUGCAUUUAAGUUUGGGGGCAUCAGGUGGAGGAAGAUGAACACUUUUCAUAUCAGAGCAGAAGGAGAAUACUGAAGUCAUGUUACAUGAACCAGUCUUUAAAAAUAAUCUAUUUGGUUGCAUCCAGGGUUAAUCCAAAGCACUGCAUGCUUUUUCUUGCUUGAUGGUGAAGAGGAAACCAAAGCUGGUGUCAUGGUAUUUUCUGAGCACUUCAUCACCGCAAUCACUGGGCCAGUGGAAAAGCAAACUGAAAGGGAAAUUCAGGCAAAUGCCACUAAAACCCCCACAUAUUGUAAGGAUUCUGACUUCCGAUUCUGCUCUCAAAAUUUCUACCAAUGCUAGAAUUUAAAUAUUUUGAAAAGGGACAGAUUAUUUGCAUGAUGGGCUGGUGAUUAUAGAGGUGUCUCUCAACUGACAGAGAUGGGGAAAGGUUUUGACAUGAGUUGCAACCAACACAAACAAGGAUAGCUACAUUUCAUGGGGUUAAUCUGUAGAUUAUCUCGACCGUGAAGGGGGCCAAGCCACAUGUUCCACAGCUUCCCCAUGGAUUCUCAAACUUGGGUCCCCAAUGUUGUUGGACUUCAACUCCCAUAAUCCCCAGCCAUAAUGGCCAUAGAAAGAGAUUUGACAGAGAAGGAAAAAACCAAUGAACUGAAUUCAGGCUUCUUUAAGCUUUCCUUGUUUUGAGCGGUUAUAAUGUUUUGCCACUCAGCUUCCAAACUUCAAGCUUGAACAGACACAGAGCGAGUGAAACCAAAACCCCUGAAAUCAAAACAAUUUAGUCCCCUUGACUUCAACGGAAGCAAGCAGUCUGAAAUUCACUCAAUCCACUUCAUCUGCUGGGUUUGCUAUUUAGAUUAAAAGAACAGGCCUGAAUAUUUUCGGAGUGGAGGCGAGAAAGGCACAGCAGAACAGCCAAUGGCCUAUACUUCUGUUUUAUGUUGCUGUUAAGUAGCUACAUAUUACUGCAGCAAAGAGUCUUGUAGCAUGUUAAAGACGGUCAGAUUUAUUGCAGCGGAAGCAGUCAUGAGCAAGAACAGGCAUUCCCAACCUGUGGUCCCCCAGAACCACAACUCCCAUCAUCCCCAACCAGAACUUACUGUGGUUGGGCUAGAAUCAGCGACAUCAGGUGCAAUUUUGUCUCAUACGGGGCGGCCAAGCUUAGGCACUCCAGCGGCUGUUGCAUGCCAUCUCCCAUCAUCUUUGGCCACAACUCUUAGUUGUAGUCUAACAACAUCUAGAGAGCCUCCAGUUGGCCAACUCUGAUGUAAGAGAAGCACACUACCACGUAAUAUUGACUGCAUGACUUUUCCCAAGAUGCAAAGCACUGGAAAUGGAGCCCAGUGCGCUGCAGAUCCACUUGGGUGUCUGUCCAUCCACCAGGGCCAAGGAGGCAAAGGGCAGAUGCCUCUGGCCCACUUCUCCUUCCCCUUCCUUUCUGCUCCACCCAAGUCCCCUUGGGCAAGCAGCAGCUGUGCACGGACAUUUCUUGGCCUGUCUCUUGCAGCUGCCUCUCCAGCCUGCCUUUCCCUCUUGUUUCUGCCACACACUGUUCUGGGAGGAAGCUUCCUCCAUGCUGGCACGGCCAGGCACACUGCAAGCGUCAUGAUCAAAGAUGCCUUGACAGCUUGCACUGCCAAGCACUGAACUCCCAGCAUCUCCCAACAGAGUCAUGUUAAGCUGCCACACACCCGCCCAGUGGAGUGGGGGAGGCUCAGUGCAGCUUGUUUGAGGGGGCUGGGAGGUGGCCGUGGGUGCUGGCCCUCCAGAGGUGAUGGGUGGAUGGUGGGUGGGAGGUGGAGGACUGUCGGGGGGCUUGCUGCCUCCUCCAGAAGGAAGGGGGUAGGGGUGGCGGGUAGGGGUGGGGGGAGUGAUAGCAAUAGCAAUAGCACUUACAUUUAUAUACCGCUUUAUAGCCAGAGCUCUCUAAGCGGUUUACAAUGAUUUAGCAUAUUGCCCCCAACAUUCUGGGUGCUCAUCGAGAGAGGAAAUGAUCGAGAGAGGAAAAAGUGGGGAGGGGGAUGCAGCACCAAAAAGACAAAACAAAAGGGGGGGGAUUCCCCAGGGUGCUCAAUGAAUGUUGAUAAAUGAUUUAUUCCCUAUUGCCUGAUACAUUUCGAGCAUCAAAAGCUCUGCUUCAGAGGCAACUUAAAGGAGUAACAUUAGUCAAAGUAGCUUUCCCCCAGCACUGCAGCUGCUUGCUGAAGAGAGAGAAGAAUCCCUGGAGGAAGAGGAGGGGGGGUCCAUUCAGGAGGUGAGGCAGGUACCUGAAGGGGCAGAUUAGCAGGGCCCCAGGGGGGCAGCAAGGCGCCUUCGGAGCAGCCCUUUGAGACCAGCCGGACUAGCCUUGCAAGCGGCACAAGAAGGAGCACUUCUCUUCACACUCUUUGCAAAGUUGGCAAGAAGCACAAGGCAGUUAGCAACCUUCUCACCUCCUUUGUCAACGUUUGCAAGGUGGGUCUUGAAAAGGGGGCCGCCUUCCCCCACCCCCACCCCACAUCAGGGCUGUGGGGCAAGGCAGCAUUUGGUGCCUCUUCUUGGGUUCUGCAACACCUUCGGCCAGUCCUGAAAAGGAGCAGCCCUUCUUCACGUAGAUGGGCAAGUGUGGCCUAGGGUUGCCAACAUUUCAUGGCCAGAAUGAGGGACACAGGUUUUGGGGGGCUGGGGGAGGGCAGGAGGUGUAUGCAGUGGUAAUCAAGAGCCUGAGUAUCAGUGACAUAUAUGUUAUGUGAUAUUGAAUAAUGCCAGCAUUGUUAUUUCAAACAUAUGCAAGUUAUACCACUUUUCAACCAAAAGCUUCUCAAAAUAGUCUACAUAGCAAAAGGAAUAAAAUGCCCCCCACUGCUAGCAUUUUACACAGCCGCUGCUCACCCCACCACCGAAAUGCAAGACAAAUGCUGUCCCUAUAGGGACCAACAUUUCAUCCCUGUAAUGUGGGACAGUUGGCAAUCCUAGUGUGGCCGUUGCUCAGCAGCCCCUGGGAGCCCCGGGCCACAAGCACCCGCCCCCUCAGCCCCACUGAUCCCUGUAGGCUGUGCCAGCAAGGAAGAAGCAAAGGGCAAGGCGUCCCCUGCAGAUGCUGGGAAAUGCACUUGCCUAUCCAUUAUAAUUUUUAAAUGAUGUUUUACCUAUUUUGACAUUCAGCAAGUCCUGCUUUCAGAUCUGUUACAUUUCUGCGAGCAAAAGGGAGUUUACUUACAACUGAACAGAGGGAAUGGGGACAAAUGUGACUAGGCCCCAGAGGAAGGAGGGGGCCCGCUGGCUGCUCUGAAAGUGUGCUGGGUCCCAUCUUCAGGGGCCCAUCUUCGUUUUUUGUCCCAGGGCCCAACUCCCAACAACCACCUUGUUGUGUCCUGCUGGGCUAUCAGCAACACUGCUCUACAAAAUGGCAGCUUAUUGGGAGUUGUGGGCCAGCAAUACUUGGACCCAAGUUUGGGAAUCUCUGGGUUAAACUCCCAAGACAGCAAGCCCUGUCUGAGAAUUUGCUAGACUGGCCAUCACUCCAAAAAAGCCGUUUCAUCAUUUGAGCCCUGGGUUUCACCAUGGCAUCACCAGCUUCAUGGAAAUGCUUGCAUGAUAUUACAUCAUGAGGAUGCAGUCCCAUGUCCUGCUUCAAAUCCUUUGCAAAUUGAAUGAUCCUGGAUGCUUUCAAGACACCCUUCAUUUGUUCCUGGAUUGCCUGUGCUCAAAUCUUCCAAUCGUUCUCGUGAAUCCCUGCUCCUACUGUAGGAAUUCAAAUCCUACUAGCCCAAGGCUAGUCAUGUCCAUCGAAUCUUUAACCUUAGGCUCCUAAAGCUAAUCUCAACGCAUGCUCUGUUUCUCAGACCACAAGAAAGGCUUAAAAACCGAGUUGUUGCUUUCUGGAAAACAGGUUGUUGCAAAGGGUGGUAGAGGACGGUGGCAUUCUGCCCAUGUCAGCACCUCCACUUGCCACCACUCAUGACACCAGAAGGGUAUUGAUGAGAACAGGGACCCCAGGCUUACAUAACUAGGAAGAACUCUGCUCCGGUUGUGACCAGGAGAUCAAAGGUGAUGUCAAGAUAUUCUCAUCUCUGCAAUAAGACAAAAUACAAAAACCUUGAUGCUGGGAAGGAAGAUGCUCAAAGAUUGUAUGUGGGUUUAUAAGUGGGAGGGGGGGUGGAGCUGGUAAUACUUUUGGGAUCUAAUCUGUACUUUCUGUAUGUAUCUGUAUUCAGAACAAUGUACCUGAAAUAAAGCAAAUGUGCAUUUUUUCCUGAA